Cynara cardunculus var. scolymus (artichoke) is the source of this 1959-nucleotide messenger RNA. Its product is annotated as protein FAR1-RELATED SEQUENCE 5-like. Bases 1 to 1959 code for a protein of 652 amino acids. Gene Ontology annotation, biological process: regulation of DNA-templated transcription. The record is from RefSeq and is a predicted model, not a curated record. Lineage: Eukaryota; Viridiplantae; Streptophyta; Magnoliopsida; Asterales; Asteraceae. Gene Ontology annotation, molecular function: zinc ion binding. The transcript has 6 exons.
AUGAAGAACAACGGUAAAAAUCCUAUUGAUUCUUCAAUUCAUGUCAAUUCUCAUGAAGAUAGUGUAGAUUUCAAUUCUCAUGAAGAAAAUGUAGGUGUUAUGGAGGUUGUGACCUGGGAGAGUAAUGAAGAUUUUGAUGUGGGACUUUCUCCAUUUAAAAAGGUCCAAAAAAACUAUGAAGAAAUUGUUUUGGUAGAAGAUAUUGAAACUCUUGGAAUGGAUGAUACAACAGGAUACAUAUCAAACAAUGAGAUUCAGAAUGAUGAAAAUCUAGAACAAGGCUUAUCAAUAUCACUAGGUGGUACUAAUUGGUAUACUUCUGUAGUCGAAGAAGUUGUCAAGCCCAUUAUCGGAUCUGUGUAUCCGUCAUUGGAUGUAGCAGAAUCGGUAUACCAAAAAUAUGCUGAGACGGCUGGAUUUGAGGUACGACGAUCAAGCCAAAAGAUUAAUUMUGAUGGUGUGAUACAGAAUAAAUACUUUGUAUGUAGUAGGUUUGGUUUGCCAUUGAAAAAGUCAUUUGAUUCGAUAGUAUGCCGUAAACAUCAAAGAGAAGUGCGGAACUCCAAUAUUAAAAGGAUCGGGUGUACAACAUGUGUGAAGUUCCGAUUGAUGAAAGGAACAACAACAUAUGAGUUUUACGGUUCUGAAGAGGAUCACAACCAUUCACUUUUGAGAAACGAUGAUAUGGAUUUGACCAGAAAAGGACGCCAAAUGAAAUUUUCAGAUCAACGAUUUGUUCAUGAUGCCGGAAUCUCAAAUAUGGGUGCCACACGGACUCAUAAGUUGCAUAUAUCUCUAAGAGGAGGGUACGAAUACGGUGGUCCAACGGUUGUCGAUUAUCAAAAAUAUAAGAGGGACUGUGACAAUUUUGUCGGUCGUGGUGAUGCAAAGGUCUUGGUUGAUUUGAUGACCAAGAAGAGGGAUGCAGAUCAUAAUUUCCUUUUCGAACAUUCCAUGGUUUUUGUGCCCUUCACUGCGGUUGACAAUCAUAAUUGCAACGUCAUUGUUGGAUCGGCUUUGGUUAGACAUGAGCAUGUUCCAAAUUACAAGUGGCUACUCCAAGCAUUUCGGAAAGCACAUUCGAAACCCCCUAUGAUGAUUCUUACCGACCAAUGUUCUGUAAUGAAGCAAGCAAUUGCAUCAGUCUUUCCGGAUUCAAGGCACAGGCUUUGUAUUUGGCACAUCAUGAAUAAAGUUCCCAACAAGUUUAGUUACGAUCUUCUUAAUAACACCACGUUUAAGAAACAAUUUUUCAAGCUCGUAUGGAACAUUCACAUAUCACCUGAUGRGUUUGAGAGUAGAUGGAUGGUUCUUAUCGAGGAGUUCUCCCUUCAAGAUCAUGCAUGGUUGAAAGAUAUCUUUGCUCUAAGAUCCCAAUGGAUACCCGCGUAUUUUAGAGAGCUUACAAUGUGUUGCCUCAUGAAGAAACAUCCAGGUCGGAAAUUUAUGUUGGGGUUUGAAUUUGCCUUGGAGAAACAACGUCGGGAGCAACGUCGUCUUGAUUAUCACACGAGAACUACCUUACCUAAAUGGUUUACCUAUAGCAAGCUGGAGAGGCAUGCUUGUGAGAUUUACAUGUGUUCUGUAUUUUUUGAGGGGCAAACCGAGAUACACAGGGCUGCCUGGACAUGUUCAAUUAAGAGUAUCAAUUCAAAUGAGGAAGCUGAAACAUAUUUAACUGAAAAUUUAGACAAAAGAGAUGUGAAAAUAGCAGAGUAUAAGGUUGUUCGUAAGUUGAAGGAGUCUACCAUUGUUUGUAGUUGCAAUCACAUCGGUCGUCAUGGUUAUUUAUGCAGACAUGUGUUCAAAGUUUUGCUAAACGUCGGUGUUGAAUCUAUACCUGAAGAAUACAUUUUGAUAAGAUGGAGACGUGACCUUAUACCUAUUGAACUUCAAAACAGCCGUCAAAUAAUAUGCGACGUAGGCGAGGAUCAACGCAGAAUAAAACGAUACAUAUGA